CUUGGGCUAUUGGCACUGGGCCCAUUUCCGAGGCUCUUGCUGUCUUCCAUUUGGUCCCCCAAAUCAACCGCCCUGAAUCUCUCUGCCUGUUGAAAUCGGUUGGAGCGGGACGGGAGGCUCUGUUCGUCGUCUAUAUAGCCUCCCUCCAUCGCCGUCCUCCCCUCCCAUUGUUUCUUCUUUCUUGCGAAGCUAUUCGACCCGAGGCGAGAUGGCGGGCAAGCGGAAGGCCGGCGACGACAUUCCCGGGGCAAGGCAUCGGGCUGCGCGGACGGACACUGCAGCCGGCGACGACGUUGCCGGUACUUCGGCGCAGACUGCAGGGCCGACGGCGAAUGCAGGCGGCGACAGCACUGCCGGGACUUCGAAGGCGCUCGCAGGGCCGACGGCGGCGACUACGCCCAGCGCUGUAGGCUUCCCCGGCGCCUCUCCCCAGUCCGGUGGAGUUGCAGUUGCAGUUGCAGGCCGCGGGGGCGGGGUCGGGUUGGGGCAGAGGGGAUCCGCUCGGCCGCACCGGCAGGCGCUUGCAGGGCAUACGGCGAUUACACCAGCCUUCGCUGUAGGCUAUCCCGGCGGCUCGUCCCAGUUCGGCGGAGCUGCUCGCGGGGAAUUCUCCCAGUGGCAUUGGAGGGCGCCGACGACGCCGGUGCUCCGGCCGCCGCUGGGCAAUCCAGCCGUUGUGAAUGCGCCCAUCCCGUACCAGUACCACGCGCCGACCGGCUAUGAUUUCUUCCCCGGCCAGAACCAGAUCGCCGGCCCCUGGCAAACAGGAACAGGGCAGCCGCGCGGCGACUCCGGCAGGCUUCCGGCGUGCAUUCCUUGCGGAGCGCCGACCGCCUGGGUUUUGGGCUCGGCGCCAUUGUGCGAGUAUUGCUACAACAACUACCUCCUCGCCAACAGCGUGCUCCAGCAGCACCCGCAGAUGGGCUACGUGCUCCCGAGUCCAGUCCCCACCUACGCCGGUGCGCCUCGGGGCCAGCAGCGCCAGCCCGACCGCCGCCUUCCUCGGCCUUCUUCCGCGGCGCCGGGGCAGCAGCCUUCUUCACCGGCACUGGUCGCCGCCGACCCACGACCGAGGGCGCCAGGUGCUCAGUGGUGCCCUGUUUGCCGUGCGCCCACCACGCGGGUUUUGUGCCUGGAGCCCCCGCGCGAAGACGAGGUUUGCCGCGACUAUCUCCUCGCCAGCAACGUGCUUCAGCAGCACCGGCGGAUGGGCUACGUGAUCCCGGGUCCAGUCCACAGCAACGCCAGUUCUUCUUCUAGCACGGCGCCCGAGCAGCAGCCAUCUCCACGGGAGUAGAAUGUAGGGCAUAUCUCGUCGCUCCAAUCAGUUUACGGCAUUACUGUGUCUGUCAGUGAGAAAGUCUUCUGAACUCCGGGAGGGAGCCUUUUCUGCUUGCUCUGUUUUGACAAAGAUGCUUGCUCUGUUUUGACAGAGAUGAUGCUCUCACUCUGAGUAGUGAUGAUUCUUGUGAUGAUACGCCUAUUGAUCUGGACAAAUUAAAUGUGGCAAUACAUACAUACUUGUGCUUGUUUCC
Messenger RNA from Triticum aestivum (bread wheat), 1535 nucleotides. RefSeq names its product nascent polypeptide-associated complex subunit alpha, muscle-specific form. Bases 209 to 1297 code for a protein of 362 amino acids. The record is from RefSeq and is a predicted model, not a curated record. Lineage: Eukaryota; Viridiplantae; Streptophyta; Magnoliopsida; Poales; Poaceae. The transcript is spliced from 5 exons.